This is a messenger RNA of Penicillium canariense, 525 nucleotides long. RefSeq lists its product as uncharacterized. Lineage: Eukaryota; Fungi; Ascomycota; Eurotiomycetes; Eurotiales; Aspergillaceae. The coding region runs from base 1 to 525 and encodes 174 amino acids. The transcript has a single exon. The record is from RefSeq and is a predicted model, not a curated record.
AUGGUGGAGCCACUCUCGGUCGACGACAGCGGCAAAUUUCCGGAUAAGACCAAACAGUCAAGCAUGAGAUCCUCUAUCUUCAAUGCAUACCUAUUUUUGACCUCCCUAUGCGCAAUAAUCGCGCUGGUCAUUGCUGCGGUCUCGCUCCACAAAGCAAAUGAGGGCGCCGCUUUCACGUCCUCGCUAUUCAUGACCGACAUGGAGCGCACUUUCAACAGCACGGUAUAUGCCAUCGCCAAUCGUGGGCCAAACGCACCAGCAUGCGACAAUUUCAGCGCCGAAGUGGUGACUGGCCAGACAUCUAUCCCAGGCCAGUGUGUCACCGUUGCCGAUAGCUACUCAAUGUGGGUGACCAGGUUGGCUCAGAAUUGUGUGCCAUAUGCCUAUGCACAGGAGAACUGCACUGGUACCUCCCGAAUGAUGGGCGACCUAAGCCUUCCAGACUGCAUCAUUAACGCCGCCGCUGGAGAACUGGCUGGCAAAUCCGGGGAAACUUUCAGAAGUUUCCAAAUCUUAUGUACUUGA